This is a messenger RNA of Dermochelys coriacea (leatherback sea turtle), 416 nucleotides long. Its product is annotated as sperm acrosome membrane-associated protein 4-like. The record is from RefSeq and is a predicted model, not a curated record. Bases 1 to 312 code for a protein of 103 amino acids. The transcript is spliced from 3 exons. NCBI's taxonomy places the organism in Eukaryota, Metazoa, Chordata, Testudines, Dermochelyidae.
AUGUCUCUUGUGUAUGACUGUGUCUUAGGCGCGGCCCUGCAGUGCCUGAAAUACGACUUCACCGCAUUCGAUGCCCCCCGUCAGCUCACCCCGGUCCCCUGCCAGGCCGGGCAGCUCUGUGCCACCAUCCGGGGCCACGCAGCUGGCCACAAGACGAUUGUGCGGAAGAGCUGUGUGGACCAGGUGAAAUGCAGCACCCAGGACACGGCGACCUGGCCCAGAGUCACCUACACCACCUCCUACACCUGCUGCCAGGGCGACUUCUGCAAUCAGGCCAGGGCCCCGGAGCACCCCCGGAGCCGGUGCCUCUGACUGUCCCCCCUUUCUGGAGCUGGCUUUGUCUUGCAUGCCCCCAAAUCUCCCGUAAAAACAACUUGCUGACAUCAAUAUACAGAAGUGUCCCAGCCCCGCUUGGA